GAAUCAAAACCGGAAGUCGGUGUAGAAGUAAACAAGCUAGGCAUGAACACAUUUCUAGAAUAAAUAAUAAAGUUUUUCUCAAAAAAUAAAUUGUUUUAGUUAAUCGGUUUGCUAUAAAAUAAAUCAGUUUAUUAAAAUGGAAGCGAAAGGAGAAGGGGAGAAUGUGACCUCAAAGAAAGCACUGAAGAAGCAGCAGAAGGAAGCAGAGAAGGCUGCCAAGAAGGCCCAGUACAAGAAACAGGACAGCAAAGAAAAUGAGCAAAGUGUUGCAGAUGAGAAGGACAUAUCGGAGGGCUGUUACGGCACUCUGCCUCUGAUCCAGUCCCAGGAAAGAAUUGAGCGAAAGAUAUACCCCCUCCAGGAGCUGACACCCACCCUGGCUGACCAGAAAGUCUGGGUACGGGCUCGUCUACAAACCAGUAGAAGCAAAGGCAAGCAAUGUUUCUUUGUGUUAAGACAGCAGAAAUGGACGGUGCAGGCACUCGUGUCUGUAGGAGAAAGAGUCAGCAAACAGAUGAUCAAAUUUGUAGCUGGUGUGAAUAAAGAGUCAAUCAUAGAUGUGGAGGGUUAUGUGCGCACAGUAUCCAAGAAAGUGGAGUCCUGUACUCAGCAGGAUGUCGAACUUCACGCUGAACAGGUUUGGAUCGUGAGUUCAGCUUCACCACGGUUACCAUUGCUGGUAGAGGAUGCUUCCAGGCCGGAGGGUACCGAUGAUGCCUUGGCCACAGUAAGCCAGGAGACGAGGCUGGACAAUCGCGUUAUUGACCUACGCACCACAGCCAACCAGGCAAUAUUCCGUCUCGAGGCUGGUGUAUGUAAACUCUUCAGACAAUUCCUAGAUGGCAAGGGAUUUGUAGAGAUACACACUCCCAAAAUCAUCUCAGGUGCAUCUGAGGGCGGGGCUAACGUAUUUGAGGUGACAUAUUUCAAGGGGAAGGCGUUUCUUGCCCAGUCCCCACAGCUGUACAAGCAGAUGUGUAUAUCAGCAGACUUUGAGAAGGUCUACACUGUUGGAGGAGUAUUCCGAGCGGAGGACUCAAACACCCAUCGUCACCUGACGGAGUUUGUGGGUGUAGACAUGGAGAUGUGCUUCAACUAUCACUACCACGAGGUCCUUGAUGUACUGGACCAGCUGUUUGUUGCAAUAUUUAAAGGCCUUAGAGACAGAUAUUGUGAAGAAAUUGAGACAGUUAACAGACAGUACCCAGCUGAACCAUUCAAAUUCCUAGAACCAAGCCUUCGAUUAGAGUACAAAGAGGGUAUUGCUAUGUUACGUGAGGCUGGAAUAGAGAUGGCAGAUGAUGAAGACUUAAGUACACCCAAUGAAAAACUCCUUGGUCGGCUUGUCAAAGCAAAGUAUGACACAGACUUCUAUAUCCUGGACAAGUUUCCUCUGGCUGUGAGGCCCUUUUACACGAUGCCAGAUCCUAGUGACAAUAAAUGGUCAAACUCGUAUGAUUUCUUCAUGCGAGGGGAGGAGAUCAUGUCUGGUGCCCAGAGAAUCCAUGAUGCCGUGUUCCUCGCGGAGAGAGCCAAAGUCCAUGGCAUAGAUGUGAAGACUAUAGAAGGUUACAUUGAUGCCUUCAAGUAUGGAGCACCCCCUCAUGCUGGCGGUGGUAUAGGUCUGGAGCGUGUCACGAUGCUGUACCUGGGUCUUCACAACAUCCGGAAGACGUCACUGUUCCCUCGCGACCCCAAACGCCUGACACCAUAAAGCUCACAUGGGCAUUCAGGAUGUGUCCCACACCCCCUUCUGUGCUACUCAUGGACACAGUCUCUCACCACCACACUACAGGCAUCAUAAUCUCAGACAUUUAUAUUUACUUACUUUUUUGCAAAUUGUUAGAAAAGUUUAUACAAUAAAAAGUUUUCCUGAAUUUCUAAUAUGUAGCAAAUUGCUUAAAAUAUUAAUUGUUUGGUCAAUAGUGCAUCGCCAUUUUGCAUUAUACAAACAAGAUCAUGAAGCUCAUGCUUCAAAUCAAAGGAUUUAUUUGUAAUCUUUAAACUUGUUGAGGUUGUUAUGUUCAUGAUCAUGAAAUAUACCAUUUUAACAGAUAUGAAUUUGCUUGUAACAAGCAAUAAACCGUAUAAUAUGUUCUUCAUCAUUUUUUAUAGUGUGGUAUAAUGGUUUUAAAGUGCUUUUUGUCUGUGCAAUGUGACAUUAACUAUAUACAAGUCAGAUGUGCUAAAUAAAUAUUUUCCUUGUA
Molecule: messenger RNA, 2207 nt
Organism: Mya arenaria
Lineage: Eukaryota; Metazoa; Mollusca; Bivalvia; Myida; Myidae
Product: aspartate--tRNA ligase, cytoplasmic-like
Exons: 15
Coding region: 137-1714 (525 amino acids)
Biological process (GO): aspartyl-tRNA aminoacylation
Cellular component (GO): cytoplasm; cytosol; aminoacyl-tRNA synthetase multienzyme complex
Molecular function (GO): aspartate-tRNA ligase activity; ATP binding; RNA binding
Source: RefSeq, a predicted model, not a curated record